AACAAAUACACAUUUUCCGUCCAGCAGGGAUGCGGUCACUCUUCACCUGAAAUCAUAUGAUCGAUUUGCAGUGAAAAUUUUCAGACGUCGGGCAGAAGGCAAAGCACGGUUGUACGUGGAUUUCUUCGGAACAUUGAUUUUCUUUUGGUUUUGUGCGAGUGAAAAAAUCCGUCAAGAUGGCAUUGAGCGAUGCUGAUGUACAGAAACAGAUCAAACACAUGAUGGCGUUCAUUGAGCAGGAGGCCAAUGAAAAAGCCGAGGAGAUCGACGCCAAGGCUGAGGAGGAGUUCAACAUCGAGAAAGGCCGCCUCGUCCAGCAGCAGCGUCUCAAGAUCAUGGAGUACUACGAGAAGAAGGAGAAGCAGGUGGAACUCCAGAAGAAAAUCCAGUCGUCCAACAUGCUCAACCAGGCUCGUCUGAAGGUCCUGAAAGUGCGUGAGGACCAUGUGAGCAGCGUGCUGGAGGAUGCCCGUAAGCGUCUCGGCGAGGUCACAAAGAACCAGUCUGAAUACAAGACGGUUCUGACCAAGCUCAUCGUCCAAGGCCUGUUCCAGGUGAUGGAACCCAAGGUGAUCCUGCGCUGCCGCGAGGUCGAUGUCCCGCUGGUGCGAGAUGUCCUGCCCGCAGCCGUGGAGCAGUACAAGAAGGACAUGAGGCAAAACGUCGAUUUGGUCAUCGAUGAGAAAGACUAUCUCUCUGCUGACACUUGCGGUGGUGUUGAAUUGCUGGCCCUGAACGGACGCAUCAAGGUGCCCAACACUCUGGAGUCCAGGUUAGAGCUGAUCUCCCAGCAGCUGGUGCCCGAGAUCCGUAACGCCCUGUUCGGCCGUAACGUCAACCGUAAAUUCACCGACUAAAUUCUUAAGUGCAAAAACCUACAAAAAAUCUGAUCUGAUCCGGCAUCAACAUCCAUUUAGCAGGAACAGUUCCAAGUUAAUUACAACAGCUCCACCCACUUAAUAAUGAACCCAAAAACAAAGUAAACUCAUCCUUUGGCAUUCGGGAGAAAGAUAGGAUUAUAUAUUCGUUUUCAAAAUACUUUUGCCGUUGUCUUUGUAUAGUGAAACUGAUAAAACACUGAGGAACAUUUGCAACAGUUAUAUAUGGUACCCUCACACAAAACACAUAUAUACGUCCGUAUAUAUGUGAGUAUGCCAAUACGUACUAUAUAAAUUAGAGGACAAGAUCCUAGGAGCAUAAAAAAGAAUUAUUCGAGUUUGUUAAAGUUUGUUCGUUUUACAUGCGUGCAUAUUUCUGAACUGCAGGUCCAGAGGCAUGUGCUUUUUGUUGUAUACAUACACUUAAAAUUUUUGCAUACAUUCCUGUCCAAGUUUUUAUUUUUGUAUUUUAACUUUUGCACCUCUUUUACGUUGGUUUUGUAAAUUAUUUUCUGUCCCCUGUAGUCUUUGUUGAAUUUUUUUAAUAUCUGUGUCGUUUAUGUUUGCAAUUAUUAGGUGCAGCUAAGUAGGAGAGGCGAGGCAGCAGUGCCGCUGACAGCCUGUGCUAGCUACCCAUCAGCAUUAUUGUCCUCGGGAUCACCGAAAUGAACUUGUAUUUUAUUUCGCUGCGUCGAGGGCAAUGGGAGCCUGUACAGUUGUCACCGGCACACUUUUAAAAGGCCAUCAUCAUAAACAUAGUCUGUUGUUGAAAAAGAAUACACAGUUUAAGGGAAAGCACGCAACAUUUUUCGCAUUUCGCAUCUUAUAUCAUGACAUUGAAGUAUUGCCAAGCCGGCCAAGUAGCUAAACUUGUUGAUCCUACAAUUAGUUUAACUUCCACAUCAUAAAAGUCGUAAUUAAAACUUAUAUAAAAAAAAUAUACUUAUAUAUAUAAAAAAAAAGGAAAUUAGAAUGACACAAUUUAUGGCGCUGUCCCCGCUUCCUGUCUAUGCUGCACCAUCAUAUCAUCUGGAUUCAAGCAAAACUAAAUUCAUAAAGAACUACAACUAUUUUGAACCUUGUAUUUGAAUGUUCGCCAAUGUUCAUAGUGUAUUCUUCAAGCUCAUUUUCUAACCGUUACCAAGUAAAUUGUUCAAAUAUGAAUAACUAAUAAUUACAAAUUUAGCAAACAAAUACAAAAAUAGCAUAUGCGUUAUUAUAUAACAUCGAGUACUAUAUACAUUACAUGAAAUACGAAAUGCAAGAAAAAUUACUUUUAAACAAAAUUUAUGUUGAAUAAAAACAGUAUUUCCAAAAACUAAA
Molecule: messenger RNA, 2201 nt
Organism: Drosophila bipectinata
Lineage: Eukaryota; Metazoa; Arthropoda; Insecta; Diptera; Drosophilidae
Gene: Vha26
Product: V-type proton ATPase subunit Vha26
Biological process (GO): proton transmembrane transport
Cellular component (GO): proton-transporting two-sector ATPase complex, catalytic domain
Molecular function (GO): proton-transporting ATPase activity, rotational mechanism
Source: RefSeq, a predicted model, not a curated record